AUGUUGGCGGUUGCGCUCCCUAAGGAGUCCCAGGAAGCCACAAUGUGCAAAGGGUUUGGUUCCACUCUGAUUGGACCUGCCUUGCAACGGUACAUUAAUCUCCCUACCAGGUCCAUAUCUUCCUUCGCAAGCCUCAGCGACAAAUUCGUGGAGCAAUUUGUAAGCAGUAGGAGCCUGGAGAAGACUUCAGAUGGUCUCUACAAGAUCCUCCAGCAUCGAGUGGAACCCCUGCGAGACUACAUAGCCCGCUUCAACCAGGAGAAAGUGGCGGUCCCCGAAUGCAGCAUCCCUACCAUGUGUUAUCGCGAGCCUAAGGUGAAGUGGGAGGAAGAUGUUGCUAGCCGUGCCAAGGCUCAACCAAAGCAGGACCAAAGGUCAGCCCGAUCAGAUCAAGGAGACCGAGAGGAAAGAUCCUCCCAAAAAGGAUCCAAGGACUCUGGAAGUAGAAACAGGGGCAGGUUCCAGUACCGGCCUCAAGAGAAGGAAAAAGGGAGGUCAGUAUCUACGUGGCCCGAUAUCUCCCAUCUCUCAAUAUCAACACCAGAGCUGGUCAAUGCUCUGAGACAGAUGGGGCAACAGGUUAAGUGGCCUCCGAAGAUGAAAGCACCUGACUCGUUCCAGAACCCGGAACUCUGGUGCGACAUCCACCACGAUCAUGGCCACAAAACCGAAGACUGCAUCGCCCUAAGGAUCGAGGUCAACAAACUACUCCAAAAGGGCAUCUCCGAGAAUUCCUCUGUGAGAAAGUCAAGGCCCACCUCAGCAAAGAAACAGCAGGGAGAUCCAAAGGAGCUGCACCAGCCUCACCACCUUGCCAAGAUCUGGUGA
Messenger RNA from Brassica rapa (field mustard), 828 nucleotides. RefSeq lists its product as uncharacterized. The record is from RefSeq and is a predicted model, not a curated record. NCBI's taxonomy places the organism in Eukaryota, Viridiplantae, Streptophyta, Magnoliopsida, Brassicales, Brassicaceae.